AUGUUCGUGAUGAACUUUUCAACUGAUCUCAUCGGAAAGAAGCCAGCCAUGGUUUCCAUUGAUGGAGGGUACACACAGACCGAGUACCAAAGUUUCAACCACAAUGGUGAGUCAAAUCUUGAUCUCCAAUAUGGAAUGACAAUGGUCACUGGCAAGCAAAAUGUCACUCUUUACCAGACUGGUGACAUGGUGGAAGGGGCUUUGUUCAACAACUUUCUCGAUGCCAUUGAUGGGUCAUACUGCAUGUUCAAGGGUGGUGAUGAUUACACCGAGGAUGCCCAAUAUUCUGACCCAUAUGGAGGGGGCUAUGAGGAGUAUGUGAAGCUUGGCUUGAUGGAUAUCACCAUCCUGUACAGCUCUGGAGAUUAUGGUGUUGCUGGUCAUGGCAACUACUGCUUGAACCCCGAUGGUAUACCUUGUGUUUAA
Molecule: messenger RNA, 426 nt
Organism: Suillus fuscotomentosus
Lineage: Eukaryota; Fungi; Basidiomycota; Agaricomycetes; Boletales; Suillaceae
Exons: 4
Coding region: 1-426 (141 amino acids)
Biological process (GO): proteolysis
Molecular function (GO): serine-type endopeptidase activity
Source: RefSeq, a predicted model, not a curated record